Messenger RNA from Didymodactylos carnosus, 204 nucleotides. NCBI's taxonomy places the organism in Eukaryota, Metazoa, Rotifera, Eurotatoria, Philodinida, Philodinidae. The record is from the annotation of a GenBank genome assembly.
AUGGCAUUACUAGACUACGAUGGAUGGGAUCAUUUGGGGCAAAACUGCUGUUUGGAAUCUGUGAUUGACAUGGAAAAACCAAAGAUGGGCCAUGCUUUUAUUAUAGCGGGUCUAUUAGAAAAUAAUUUAUUUUGGUUAACAGAACCUGUUAAAUCGAACGUCGAAGAACUAAGAAAAUCCGGUCGAUUACUCAAAGAUAUUUAG